Molecule: messenger RNA, 1226 nt
Organism: Felis catus (domestic cat)
Lineage: Eukaryota; Metazoa; Chordata; Mammalia; Carnivora; Felidae
Gene: ENDOG
Product: endonuclease G
Exons: 3
Coding region: 256-1167 (303 amino acids)
Biological process (GO): apoptotic DNA fragmentation
Cellular component (GO): nucleus; mitochondrial inner membrane
Molecular function (GO): single-stranded DNA endonuclease activity; RNA endonuclease activity; metal ion binding
Source: RefSeq, a predicted model, not a curated record
CUCCUGUGCGCGUCUUAAAAGGGCAAAGAAAGGACGCCGGGACUUACGCUACGCGCGGGUCUGGCCCGCUCCGUUGGGGUGCCCUGUUCCUCGAAACGUUUGUGAGUGGACGCGACGGGCAUCGCACCCCUCCCUCACGCCCCUACCCGGCCCCGCCGUGGGCCCCGCAGGCCGGCGAGGCCCCUUUAAGAGGCUCGCGGGUCGGCCGCCGGAGGUCGCGGGGUGGCCCGUGCGCCGCGGGCCGCGCUCCCCGCCAUGCGGGCGCUGCGGGCCGGCCUGACCCUGGCGCUGGGCGCGGGGCUGGGCGCGGCGGCCGAGGGCUGGCGGUGGCGGCGGCGGGCGGACGCGAGGGCGGCGCCGGGGCUCCUGGGCCGGCUGCCCGUGCUGCCCGUGGCGGCGGCGGCCGAGCUGCCCGCGGUGCCCGCGAAGCCCGGGACCCCGGCGGGCGGCGGCCCCGGCGAGCUGGCCAAGUACGGGCUGCCGGGGCUGGCGCAGCUCAAGAGCCGCGAGUCGUACGUGCUGUGCUACGACCCGCGCACCCGCUGCGCGCUCUGGGUGGUCGAGCAGCUGCGGCCCGAGCGGCUCUGCGGCGACGGCGACCGCCGCUCGUGCGACUUCCGCGAGGACGACUCGGUGCACGCGUACCACCGCGCCACCAACGCCGACUACCGCGGCAGCGGCUUCGACCGCGGCCACCUCGCCGCCGCCGCCAACCACCGCUGGAGCCAGAAGGCCAUGGACGACACCUUCUACCUGAGCAACGUCGCGCCCCAGGUGCCCCACCUCAACCAGAAUGCUUGGAACAACCUGGAAAAGUACAGCCGCAGCUUGACCCGCACCUACCAAAAUGUCUAUGUGUGCACAGGGCCGCUCUUCCUGCCCAGGACGGAGGCUGACGGGAAGUCCUAUGUGAAGUAUCAGGUCAUCGGGAAGAACCACGUGGCGGUGCCCACCCACUUCUUCAAGGUGCUGAUCCUGGAGGCCGCAGGCGGGCAAAUCGAACUCCGCUCCUACGUGAUGCCCAACGCUCCCGUGGACGAGGCGGUUCCGCUGGAGCGCUUCCUGGUGCCCAUCGAGAGCAUUGAGCGGGCCUCGGGGCUGCUCUUCGUGCCAAAUAUUCUGGCACGGGCAGGCAGCCUAAAGGCCGUCACUGCAGGCAGCAAGUGAAGGCCACAGCCCUGCCAGACUGCGGGGGCGGGGCUGCAUUAAAGGUGGUGAUUUCUGGA